AUGACUACCUACCAGGCGACGCGCGUCUAUUUCAAGGACGAACGCCAUGGCUUCUUCAUUAUGAACAAAAAGAGCAACGUUUCAGGCGAUCUUAUUCGAAUCAUCAACCAGAAUGGCACCGAACAACUCAGUAUCGAGAUUGGGGUCAGACUGAAGGAAGUUGACCCCGGAUUCUAUCAGACUCAAAUUGGCCACGUCAAAGAAACAGACAUCCAGGCCGUGGUUGAACUGGCCCGAAACAACCCACCAACCCCCCCGCAAACCUUCCGGGAAUGGACCGAUGCUUUCAUUGAAAUGCUGACCAAGGAAGGUUUGCUCAGCAGUUGGGCUCCAGGUACAAACUUCCCGGCUUCUUGGGGCAGAGCUUGA
Clonostachys solani is the source of this 369-nucleotide messenger RNA. NCBI's taxonomy places the organism in Eukaryota, Fungi, Ascomycota, Sordariomycetes, Hypocreales, Bionectriaceae. The record is from the annotation of a GenBank genome assembly.